GACUCUUCUUGGAAGGACCCACGGACUAUACGUAUGCUACCUUUGACCCAGGUGGACGCCGCCGCUCUCUAGAAACUCUGCUCACUUCAGAUGUGUGGGGUACAAAGGCACACAGGGUAGGACGAGCCCACAGCAUGGGUUUUCAGGUGUUUGUGGCUUUCAGUCCUUGGAAUUUGUUGCUAUUGCUGGUAGCCCUGGAGUGUUCUGAAGCAUCUUCUGAUCUGAACGAAUCCACAAAUUCCACCACCCAGCAUGAACCUAAUGUUCAGUUUGCUGCUGCCAGCUCGGAGCCAGAUGAGAACAUACCUGUUUUUGUACUGGAUUAUGACUAUGUGCAAAUUCCUUAUGAGGUUACCCUCUGGAUACUUCUAGCAUCUCUUGCAAAAAUAGGCUUCCAUCUUUAUCGCAGACUGCCAGGCCUCAUGCCAGAAAGCUGCCUCCUCAUCAUCGUUGGGGCUCUGGUGGGUGCCAUCAUCUUUGGCACCGAUCACAAAUCACCUCCAGUCAUGGAUUCAAGCAUCUACUUCUUAUAUCUCCUUCCACCCAUCAUCCUAGAGGGUGGUUACUUUAUGCCCACUCGGCCCUUCUUUGAGAAUAUUGGCUCCAUCCUGUGGUGGGCAGGCCUGGGGGCCCUGAUCAACGCCUUUGGCAUUGGCCUCUCCCUCUACCUCAUCUGCCAGAUCAAGGCCUUUGGCCUCAGCGAUGUCAACCUGCUUCAGAACCUGCUGUUUGGCAGCCUGAUCUCAGCCGUGGACCCGGUGGCUGUGCUGGCUGUGUUUGAGGAGGCGCGUGUGAAUGAACCGCUCUACAUGAUGAUCUUCGGGGAGGCCCUUCUCAAUGAUGGCAUUAGUGUGGUCUUAUAUAAUAUCUUAAUUGCCUUCACAAAGAUGCAUAAAUUUGAAGACAUAGAACCUGUUGACAUUUUGGCUGGAUGUGCCCGAUUCGUUAUUGUGGGGGUUGGGGGAGUAUUUUUCGGCAUCAUUUUUGGAUUCAUUUCUGCGUUUAUCACACGUUUCACUCAGAACAUCUCUGCAAUUGAACCACUCAUCGUCUUCAUGUUCAGCUAUUUGUCUUACUUGGUUGCUGAGACGCUCUAUCUCUCUGGCAUCCUAGCAAUCACAGCCUGCGCGGUGACAAUGAAGAAGUACGUAGAGGAAAACGUGUCCCAGACAUCCUACACCACCAUCAAGUAUUUCAUGAAGAUGCUGAGCAGUGUCAGCGAGACCCUGAUCUUCAUCUUCAUGGGCGUGUCCACCGUUGGGAAGAACCACGAGUGGAACUGGGCCUUCAUCUGCUUCACCCUGGUCUUGUGCCAGGUCUGGAGAGCCAUCAGCGUAUUUGCUCUCUUCUAUGUCAGUAACCAGUUUCGGACUUUCCCCUUCUCCAUCAAGGACCAGUGCAUAAUUUUCUACAGUGGUGUUCGAGGAGCCGGAAGUUUUUCACUUGCAUUUUUGCUUCCUCUGUCUCUUUUUCCUAGGAAGAAAAUGUUUGUCACUGCUACUCUAGUAGUUAUUUAUUUUACUGUAUUUAUUCAGGGAAUCACAAUUGGCCCUCUGGUCAGGUACCUGGACGUUAAAAAGACUAAUAAAAAAGAAUCCAUCAAUGAGGAGCUUCAUAUCCGUUUGAUGGAUCACUUGAAGGCCGGAAUUGAAGAUGUGUGUGGGCAAUGGAGCCACUAUCAAGUGAGAGACAAGUUUAAGAAGUUUGAUCACAGAUAUUUACGGAAAAUCCUAAUCCGAAAGAACCUGCCAAAAUCAAGCAUUGUUUCUUUAUACAAGAAGCUGGAAAUGAAACAAGCCAUCGAGAUGGUAGAGACUGGGAUACUGAGUUCUACAGCCUUUUCUGUACCCCAGCUGGCCCAGAGGAUACAAGGAACCAAAAGGCUUUCCCCUGAAGAUGUGGAGUCCAUGAGGGACCUUCUGACACACAACAUGUACCAAGUUCGACAAAGGACCCUGUCCUACAACAAAUAUAACCUCAAACCCCAAACAAGUGAGAAGCAGGCUAAAGAGAUUCUGAUCCGCCGCCAGAACACCUUGAGGGAGAGUAUGCGGAAAGGCCACAGCCUGCCCUGGGGAGAGCCGGCCAGUGCCAAAAACAUCCGCUACCUCUCCUUUCCCUACGGCAAUCCUCAGCCAGCAAGUAGACACAGGAGAGUUGCUGAGUUCACAGACAAUGACAGCAGUGACUCAGAACUCCCAUCCAUCAUGUUCAAAGAACACUCUCAAAGAGAUUUGCCUCAAGAAAGAUACCCAACACAAGAAAUAAUCCCGAUGAAGAGUUUAUACAGAGGAAGGAAGCCGACCAACUUCCGUUAUCAAAGAAAUACAAGCCAAGAAGAGCAUGUUGGCCAAGGAAGAAGGGCAGCUUUAAGGCCCAAACCACUGUUUCGUGCAGUAGAUGAGGAGUAUGAAUCUGGAGAGGAGAGUGCGGAAGAGGCAUCAGCAAUUGGGCCCGGAUGGCCACCUGAGCACAGACCCAGCAGGGAGCACCACAAGUCCCACAGUCCUUUGCUUAGAAGAAAAUAGCUUUAUUGUCCGCAAGAUUGUAUCUGUGUUUUUCAGGAGCCUGUCUUCCUAUUAUUGUCAAAGAAGGAUUUUCAGAGUUCUGAAGAAAGCUACCGAGUUUUCCUUUUUUGAAGAUAUCAGACAUGCAUCUACACCAGGCUGGGAGAUUUUUCGGAGGCCUGAGAGCAACUUGUAGGCUCUGCCGUUCGUAGCUGAUGUACUUAGUAGAUGAAUUCCCUGUGAGGGAUAGAACUUAGUCACCCCCAAAAUUAUUCACUAUGAAUCACUAAGAGUGUGUGAUCCAUGUAAUUCAUUGAGAUACAAGCGUGAUUUGUCAGUAAUUCACCUUGACCAUAUGCAUGUGCGCCUUAUAAUCAAGUUAGAACUAGGAGAGGCCUUAGAAAUAGUCUGGUCCAACCACCUCUGUUUAUGGGUAAAAACACUUUGCCCAAGGUCACGUGGUGAGUUGCUGGCUUCACAAGCUAAUUGUCCUCCCUCCCAAGUGAAUACAUUCGAUUUGGAUUUUGAUAUGCACUAUGUAAUAAUUGUAUUUCUGAGGAGAGGCACCAUUUGUCAUCACAUUGCCAUAUUUAAUCAGUAGCAAUGACUGACAGAAGUGAUACAGACUAUAGGACUAAUCUGUGAACAGAUUAUUCUAGUAGAUUAAUCAGCAGUCUAUUUUCUAAUUGGAAUAUUUAUUUUAAAAAUAAAUAUUAGAAACAAAACAGCCAUAACGGGCUUUAACAGCAAUGACGCAGACGACAGGUA
Molecule: messenger RNA, 3275 nt
Organism: Equus quagga
Lineage: Eukaryota; Metazoa; Chordata; Mammalia; Perissodactyla; Equidae
Gene: SLC9A4
Product: solute carrier family 9 member A4
Exons: 12
Coding region: 135-2528 (797 amino acids)
Biological process (GO): regulation of pH; proton transmembrane transport; sodium ion transport
Cellular component (GO): membrane
Molecular function (GO): sodium:proton antiporter activity
Source: RefSeq, a predicted model, not a curated record